Molecule: messenger RNA, 2284 nt
Organism: Nycticebus coucang (slow loris)
Lineage: Eukaryota; Metazoa; Chordata; Mammalia; Primates; Lorisidae
Gene: MMP16
Product: matrix metallopeptidase 16
Exons: 10
Coding region: 109-1932 (607 amino acids)
Biological process (GO): collagen catabolic process; extracellular matrix organization; skeletal system development
Cellular component (GO): extracellular matrix
Molecular function (GO): metalloendopeptidase activity; zinc ion binding
Source: RefSeq, a predicted model, not a curated record
GCACCCUACCCACCCGGAGGACUUUUUUUUGAAAGGAAACGAGGGAGGGAGAGGAAGAGAGGGAGAAAACGAAGGGGAGCUUGUCCAUCCAUUGAAGCACAGUUCACUAUGAUCUUACUUACAUUCAGCACUGGAAGACGGUUGGAUUUCGUGCAUUAUUCGGGGGUCUUUUUCUUGCAAACCUUGCUUUGGAUUUUAUGUGCUACAGUCUGCGGAACGGAGCAAUAUUUCAAUGUGGAGGUUUGGUUACAAAAGUACGGCUACCUUCCACCAACUGACCCCAGAAUGUCGGUGCUGCGCUCCGCAGAGACCAUGCAGUCCGCCCUAGCUGCCAUGCAGCAGUUCUACGGCAUUAACAUGACAGGAAAAGUGGACAGAAACACAAUUGACUGGAUGAAGAAGCCUCGAUGUGGCGUCCCUGACCAGACAAGAGGUAGCUCCAAAUUCCACAUUCGUCGAAAGCGAUAUGCAUUAACAGGGCAGAAGUGGCAGCACAAACACAUCACUUACAGUAUAAAGAACGUAACUCCAAAAGUAGGAGACCCUGAGACUCGUAAAGCUAUUCGCCGUGCCUUUGAUGUGUGGCAGAAUGUAACUCCUCUUACAUUUGAAGAAGUUCCCUACAGUGAAUUAGAAAAUGGAAAACGUGAUGUGGAUAUAACCAUUAUUUUUGCCUCUGGUUUUCAUGGAGACAGUUCUCCCUUUGAUGGAGAGGGAGGAUUUUUGGCACAUGCCUAUUUUCCUGGACCAGGAAUUGGAGGAGAUACCCAUUUUGACUCUGAUGAGCCGUGGACACUGGGAAAUCCUAAUCAUGAUGGAAAUGACUUAUUUCUUGUAGCAGUUCACGAACUGGGACAUGCUCUGGGAUUGGAGCAUUCCAAUGAUCCCACAGCCAUCAUGGCUCCAUUUUACCAGUACAUGGAAACAGACAACUUCAAACUACCUAAUGAUGACCUGCAAGGCAUCCAGAAGAUAUAUGGUCCACCUGACAAGAUCCCUCCACCUACGAGACCUCUACCGACAGUGCCCCCACACCGCUCUAUUCCUCCAGCUGACCCAAGGAAGCAUGACAGGCCAAAACCUCCUCGGCCUCCCACGGGCAGACCCUCCUAUCCUGGAGCAAAACCCAACAUCUGUGAUGGGAACUUUAACACUCUAGCUAUUCUUCGCCGUGAGAUGUUUGUUUUCAAGGACCAGUGGUUUUGGCGAGUGAGAAACAACAGGGUGAUGGAUGGAUACCCCAUGCAAAUUACUUACUUCUGGAGGGGCUUGCCUCCCAGUAUCGAUGCAGUGUAUGAAAACAGUGAUGGAAAUUUUGUCUUCUUUAAAGGUAACAAAUAUUGGGUAUUCAAGGACACAACUCUUCAGCCUGGUUACCCUCACGACUUGAUUACUCUUGGAAGUGGAAUCCCCCCUCAUGGUAUUGAUUCAGCUAUUUGGUGGGAGGACGUUGGGAAAACCUAUUUCUUCAAGGGGGACAGGUACUGGAGAUAUAGUGAAGAAAUGAAAACCAUGGACCCUGGCUAUCCCAAGCCAAUCACAGUCUGGAAAGGGAUCCCUGAAUCUCCUCAGGGAGCAUUUGUGCACAAAGAAAAUGGCUUUACGUAUUUCUACAAAGGAAAGGAGUAUUGGAAAUUCAACAACCAGAUACUCAAGGUAGAACCUGGAUAUCCAAGAUCCAUCCUCAAGGAUUUUAUGGGCUGUGAUGGACCUACAGACAGAGUUAAAGAAGGACACAGCCCACCAGAUGAUGUAGACAUUGUCAUCAAACUGGACAACACAGCCAGCACUGUGAAAGCCAUAGCUAUUGUCAUUCCCUGCAUCUUGGCCUUAUGCCUCCUUGUAUUGGUUUACACUGUGUUCCAGUUCAAGAGGAAAGGAACACCCCGCCACAUACUGUACUGUAAACGCUCUAUGCAAGAGUGGGUGUGAUGUAGGGUUUUUUUUCUUUCUUUCUUUUCCAGAAGUUUGUGGUAACUUGAGAUUCAAGACAAGAGCUGUUAUGCUGUUUCCUAGCUAGGAGCAGGCUUGUGGCAGCCUGAUUUGGGGCUGACCUUUCAAACCCAGAGGGUUGCUGGUCCUGCACAUGAGUGGAAAUGCACUCGUGGGGAAGCUUCCAUGAUGCGCAGUAUCUGCUGUUCUCCAGUCCUUUGUCUUUCUUUGUCAUUCAGUUCUAGGCCUUUCCUCUGCACACUCAAUGCCCAGUAAAAUUUCAGGAUUAACUAAAGAAGAGGAAAAAAAGAAGAAAAGAUUCUUCUUAAAGGUUUUUAAUAUUAUUUUCUUU